AUGAAGAAUGUUAGUUAUGGUGGUAGAUGGGAGAACCUGGGGCUGCUCUCUUUCCAGGAGGGAAAGCCGAGUACAGUCAUCCAGUUCGGAUUUGUGACCCUCUUUGUGGCCUCCUUCCCACUCGCUCCACUGUUUGCACUACUCAACAACGUCAUUGAAAUCCGCCUGGAUGCUAAAAAGUUCACCACUGAGCUCCGAAGACCCGAUGCAACAAAAGCAAAGGAUAUUGGUAUCUGGUACAACAUCCUGAGAGGAAUUGGCAAGUUGGCUGUUAUCAUAAAUGCAUUUGUGAUCUCGUUCACCUCUGGCUUCAUCCCACGCCUUGUCUUCAUGUACUUGUACAGCCCAGACGGCACGCUGCAUGGAUUCACCAAUAACACAUUGUCCUAUUUCAAUGUCAGCCACUUCGAGCCAGGAUCAGAGCCUCCUGAUCCAAUGGCAAUGGGAUACAAGGUUGAGAUCUGCAGGUAUAAAGAUUACAGAGAGCCUCCAUGGUCUUCUCAACCAUAUGAUCUGUCAAAAGAGUUCUGGUCUGUGCUAGCAGCCAGACUGGCUUUUGUCAUCAUUUUUCAGAACCUAGUUAUGUUUAUGAGUGACUUUGUGGACUGGAUGAUCCCAGACAUUCCAAAGGAAAUCAGUGACCGCAUGUCUAAAGAGAAGUCUUUAUUGGUGGAUCUCUUCCUGAAAGAAGAGCAGACCAAACUGCACAUAGUGGAAGUCCUCUCUUCCCAAGAGAAGGAGAGGAAAGAGGAAGACAUUGAUGAAAUCCCCAAGGAAAAUGAUGCCGAGCCAGUUGAAAACUGCACAAGAGACACAGAUGCUUCCCAAUCCAAGCUCAAUAAUGCAGGACCAGAAGUUAUAUAGAAAUUGCUUUAAAGUAAACCUAUGUUUCUUUAGCUGGGGCAUUCCAUGAUAUGGCAAGGUGUCAUUCAAUAAGGAGCAGCAUAUCCCUGAUCUGUAUAACAGCUCCCAAGGCGAACGGUUCUGUUUUGCUGCUCAUGUCGCCAUUUUGAAAAUGUUGAUGCAGGAACUACUUCUUUUCACAGACGUGGUGGACCAUGAUUUGAUUAUUUAAAAAUAGCUUUAUUUUUACAUUGUGCAAGGCAGGGAUUGUCAUUAAUUUGUAUUCCACAGAAAUGCUUUUCCAGAUAUUUUCCAUCUCCUAAGAGGUCAAGCAAGCCCAGUCAUUAACUAAAAAAUGAUUCACAGCAAUGUUAACAAGCUUCCUUUUAGAGAUUUUUUUUUGUUUUUUUUUGUUUUGCCACAACUAAAAUAUACUACCUUUUUAUGGGAGGUAUUUAUGGUUUAAUUGGGAAUUAAGUCUCCAUUUUUGUUUCCUUAACUGUUUGGGUAAAGGCAGAUUUCACCCUACUGCCCAAAGUUUAAAAUGAUUUAUUGAAAAUUUGAACAUGCAACAUGGCAUUUUCAUUUCACACUGAAGUUGCUGUCUAUUCUGCACACAUCACUUGUAUUUUGAAAGGGGUAUCUAUUUUGGUGUUCAGGGAAGGAAAUAUAAUAGUUAAUCAGGAAUUUGUAAAUGAUUGCUGUGAUAGUGAGUUGUGCUAAUCCAAAAGCAGCAUAGGACUUGCAAAUCUAUACACCUUACCCUCUUGGUAGUUGAUCAUUUGUGUAAUCAGUGGAAAAUCCUGGAAUAGCUUCCAUAGCAAAACUGCUAUUGGUUCUAUCCAUAUGAGCACCUUAGGAGCAUUUAGAAGCAGCUCACACUGGCUGGUGUUGCAAAGGAGCUAGCUAGCUUAAUGGCAGCACCACCAAUCUUAGAUGUUUUACAAACAUCAUUUCCUUGCUGUGGUAGUGAAACCCAAACCUGCUGUCUGAUUUGUUUUCACAACGGGGCCUUAGUGGGAGAGAUAAUAAUGUAGUUAUCUUCAAAUCAUGCACCUUAACUUUUAACAAAGACUGCAGGACCCUGAAUGACACAAACCAUUUACUAGCUUCUGAGAAGAUAGGUUAUUAACAUUCAAUAAUAUGGUUGGCUGAAUAAAGGGGAUUAAUUCCUGGUGGAGUCCCAAAUUCUAAGAAUUUUUUUCUGAAACUAAUAGUGGGGACACGUUUUAGGAUCCCAUUUCAAAUUGAGAAAUAAUUGCAUUCAGUAAACUUCCUGGAUGUUGAUAUUUUGAUACAGGAAACUAAAUUGUUUAGAGGAAAAGACUAUCCUUCUAUCCUUUUAUCCUUUUGUCUCUCUCGCGCUCUCUCUCUCCACCCCCCUUCUGCCUUUUCUCCCUCCCUUUCCUUUCUCUCACUGCGCCCACCCCGACUCUGUCCUUUCUUGACCACCCGACCCCCAACCCCACCAAUACAACUGACUAUAGUUACAAUUACUUUCUUACACAAUUAUCAUUAGAUCCAUUUUGAGAUGAUGCCACUGACGGUGCUGUUACCUUCCUGCCACCACAGCUCCCACAACUGGAAGGUAAAGCUGUAGGCUCCAAGUUGGUUUAGUAUAAUUUUGGAGUUCAUCAAAGCUAUUUUAUUAUCAUUAUUUGAAAUUAACACUCAUUUCAUGUUUUGAUUUUUGAAAUUUAGCAACUUUUUAAAGAAUAUGCACUUUAGUGUUUUAACUUUUCUCAUAGGAUUAUAACUAAAAUUAUCAAUUAAAAUGUUCUGCUUUGAAAAGGGUGAUUUUUCACUGUAGAGGAUGAACCUAUAAUACUGUACCUCAGCUGUAUAGAACAUCCUUUACUGAAUGAUUGAGUAAUCUCUAACAACAGUGUCAUGCGUAUAGAUUGUAGAUUUUACUGUUCCAUAACUUUAUGCAUUUCAAAGCGCACUUACCUUUUUGUAUUUUUACAGCUUGUGAAGAAGUUUGUUAAUUUAUGUGUUCCAACUCUCGUAAUUUCUAAUUGCUCCUUUUAAAACAAGCAAUGUUUAGAUUUUCCCAGUUUAUGUUCUGGUGAUGCAGCCACAGUUCCCUACAUGCCAGCCACUACUGAAAUAAAAUAAAUAGCUAGUAACAUUUAAUACAUACAUUUCCAGCCAGAUAAACAAUGUCUUCAAAUUAAUAAAUCUUAGUUUAAUUGAAUGUUCAGUUUAGGCUUCUCCUAAUAUCUAUCUUAUGUUCACAAUGCACUAAGACACAGUCCAUAAUGAACUGUAAUUGCUUGCACACCAAGUACAUUAGACUAGUACAAACCUAGAAAACAUGGUAAAUAAUUCACAGAAAUGUUUUCUUCCUCUGAUCUGAGUGUACAAAUCUUGCACCUUUAAACCAAAGUCACAAAUUAAGAUAGCAUCACCCAGCCCAAACUUAAACGCAUGCCCUGUGUCAUUGUAAGACUCAGCAUUCAAAAUAUAGCAAACAGCAGAAUCUAUUUUAGAAAAGAUAAGUCAUUCACUUUAAAUUUAAUCUUGAUUUUUAUUGUUUAAAGUUGAAAUUCUUAGAAAGUAGUCUGCCAAUAAGGCAAGUGAACUGGACUGAUAGCAGUAUGGUCUACAUGAGACUGCAUUGAGUAGGGAAUGUUACCACAUUACUCUCUGACAUAAUUUGUGAACAGUUUUGAAGGACUGUUUACAAAUGAAGUUUAAAAUUUGUGGUUUUAUAGAGAUUCAAGUUCUCCUUUUGUAAGUGAGAUUCUGAAACUUAUUAUUUUAAAAAGUGGGGAUUCUGCUGAGUACUGUAGAAGGGGAGGAUUAGUGUACUAUAGUUACCUUGGGAUGCUGAUUUGCUGCUCUGAUGUAGGCUAUAGAUUCGGAUUUCUAUUCUACGGGAGUAUAUUUCUUUGCAAACUGUUUUAUAAUUGAUAAAAUAAAAAAACUGAGACCAGAGAUCCCUCCUUUUAUUAGUUCUGAAAUUGACACUGCUGCCAUUAUAUUUUGUUUUAACAUGUUUCUGUUCAUUACACAUACACUGGGCCAUGGUACAUUUGAAAUGUAUGCUUUCCAUGUUUUACUUAAACAAGCUUCACGUUUUACAGGCAAAUUUAUUUAGGUCAUUCCUCACUGUCUGCACUAGAUUUUCAAGAAGAAAAUGUCUUGCCAUUCUUAUUUUGUUUUCUUUUUCAGAAAAAUUUGUGUACAGAAAUUUUGUUUGCUGUUCACCCAGUGCAUUGACUGUCAGUUAUAUAAAAGCACAUUGAAAAUUGUGGAAAUGGAGGGAACCAGAUAGCAGCUUAGAAUUCAGAAAACUCUUUCUUACGUCUCACCCUGUUUAAAUAUUUUUGUGUAAAACUAUUCAUUAUCCUGAAAAGUUUACUGAAGUACUCAUUUGCAGCUUGACUGUGAUAGCACAUUUGAAAAUAUGUUGAAAUACUAUCCUGUUAAUGAAGCACAAAUGUACAUCCAUUAACUCCAUCUAAAUGGGUCCUUGGCAAUAUUUUGCCAUUCAACUUGUCACCACGUCCCCAGUUCUCUCCUUAAAUAAUCAGUGUAUUAAUAAUGUAACCUAUUCUAUUGUAAGGAAGUUUGCAUAUGAGCAACUGUUUUUCUUAUCCUGGUCUAUACUGUUUGACAGGAUUCCAAUGUAGUGGUACUUUAAUUAUUUUGACGUAUUUUAUCUUUAUACAACUAUGCAAAAUAAUAUGAAUAAUGAAAAUAUGCUGAAACAAAUAAAGUUCAGUUUUAGGAUUUUUA
This is a messenger RNA of Rhincodon typus (whale shark), 4587 nucleotides long. RefSeq names its product anoctamin-1-like. Gene Ontology annotation, biological process: chloride transmembrane transport. Gene Ontology annotation, cellular component: plasma membrane. Gene Ontology annotation, molecular function: chloride channel activity. NCBI's taxonomy places the organism in Eukaryota, Metazoa, Chordata, Chondrichthyes, Orectolobiformes, Rhincodontidae. Bases 1 to 864 code for a protein of 287 amino acids. The transcript has 6 exons. The record is from RefSeq and is a predicted model, not a curated record.